AUGAUGGAGGUUUUGACAACAACAACCGCCACAAACACAAACACUACUCCUUUAACAACAAUUUCAAAACCAUCAGAACCCGAAUCAGAAAACCCGACCCGGAUCCAUCAACAACAACCCAUUAACACAACAACAACCUCAAACAUAACAAAGCCUUUGUCUUUUUCAAAUGGGGUUCUCAAACGCCACCACCCUAACACUCACAACAACAACAACGUUGUUGCUGUUACUUACAAAGAAUGUCUCAAAAACCACGUGGCAACCUUAGGUGGUCACGCACUUGACGGUUGUUGUGAAUUCAUGCCGUCACCAACCGCCACCUCCGAAGACCCCGCUUCCAUAAAAUGCGCUGCUUGUGGAUGUCACCGGAAUUUCCACCGCCGGGAACCAGAAGAACCGAUUUCCACCGUUUUGGAAUAUCAACCUCACCACCGCCACCACCCACCACCUCCGCCGCUGUUUCAGUCCCGUUCACCAAGCUCCCCGUCUCCACCGCCGAUCUCAUCAUACCCUUCAGCUCCACACAUGCUCUUAGCACUCUCCGGUGCCGGAGUUGGACUCUCAAUCCCGCCGGAAAACACAGCAGCGCCGUUAAACCUUGGUUCUCCGAUGGGAGCAAGUAGAAAAAGAUUCAGAACGAAAUUCACUCAAGAGCAGAAGGAGAAGAUGCAUGAAUUAGCUGAGAGAGUUGGGUGGAAGAUGCAGAAGAGAGAUGAAGAAAUGGUUAACGGAUUUUGCAAUGAAGUUGGUGUUGAUAGAAGUGUUCUCAAAGUUUGGAUGCAUAACAAUAAGAACACUUUAGGAAGAAAAUUAUCAGAUCAUGUUGAUGGUGACGGCGCCUCCGUGAGAUCCGCCGGGGACGGUGUCUCCGGUGGUGGUUUUGGUGUUCAUGAGAAUGAUAAUAAUGGGAUUAACGUUGCUGCUUGUGCUACUAAUGGAUCUUCUUCUUCUUGA
Molecule: messenger RNA, 954 nt
Organism: Vicia faba (fava bean)
Lineage: Eukaryota; Viridiplantae; Streptophyta; Magnoliopsida; Fabales; Fabaceae
Source: the annotation of a GenBank genome assembly